AAAGACUAAGCCGUGAAGAAGAUAGGGAGGAACUUGAGAUUGGAUGCAUUGGAUCAGAUUCCAGUGAGUUCGAGUGGAAUGACGAAACUGCUCGUCGUAGAGGAUGGUUUGCAGAGGAUGAUCAAGGCGGCCCGAGGUCGAUAUCCAAAAGACAAGUCUGUGAAGAAGAUACGGAGGAACUUGAGAUUGGAUGCAUUGAAUCAGAUUCCAGCGAGUUCGAGUGGAAUGACGAAACUGCUCGUCGUAGAGGAUCGGUUGGAGAGGAUGAUCAAGGCGGCCCGAGGUUUACAUCCAAAAGACAAAGCCGUGAAGAAGCUAGGGAGGAACUUGAGAUUGGAUGCAAUGAAUCAAAUUCCCGUGAGUUCAAAAGGUUUGACGAAGCUGCUCGCCGUAGAGGAUCGGUUGGAGAAGAUGAUCAAGGCGGCCCCAAAAGACAAAGCUGUAAAGAAGCUAGGGAGGAACUUGAGAUUGGAUGCAAUGAAUCAAAUUCCCGUGAGUUCAAAAGGUUUGACGAAGCUGCUCGCCGUAGAGGAUCGGUUGGAGAAGAUGAUCAAGGCGGCCCCAAAAGACAAAGCUGUAAAGAAGCUAGGGAGGAACUUGAGAUUGGAUGCAAUGAAUCAAAUUCCCGUGAGUUCAAAAGGUUUGACGAAGCUGCUCGCCGUAGAGGAUUCGUUGGAGAAGAUGAUCAAGGCGGCCCCAAAAGACUAAGGUGUAAAGAAGCUAGGGAGGAACUUGAGAUUGGAUGCAAUGAAUCAAAUUCCCGUGAGUUCAAAAGGUUUGACGAAGCUGCUCGCCGUAGAGGAUUCG
This is a messenger RNA of Drosophila sechellia, 807 nucleotides long. RefSeq lists its product as uncharacterized. The transcript has a single exon. NCBI's taxonomy places the organism in Eukaryota, Metazoa, Arthropoda, Insecta, Diptera, Drosophilidae. The record is from RefSeq and is a predicted model, not a curated record. The coding region runs from base 79 to 708 and encodes 209 amino acids.